GUGGCAGCGGCCGUUGCGUUUGCGUACCGUGUCAAAGUCUUAUCACUCUUAUCCACUCCGAUUUAAAAAGUUACUAAACAUCAUGCCUCUAUAUGGUCAAGUCAUCAUUGGACCGCCUGGUUGUGGAAAAACUACGUAUUGUGAUGAAAUGAGCAAGUACUUACAAGAAUUGGGCAGACAAGUAGCUAUAAUCAAUAUAGAUCCAGCUAAUGAUUCAUUGUGUUACAAAGCAGCAAUUGAUAUAUCAGAACUUAUUACUGUUGAAGAUGUUAUGGAUUAUGUAAACUUAGGACCCAAUGGAGCUUUGAUUUAUUGUAUAGAAUACUUGGAAAAGAGGCUUGAUUGGUUAUUAGAAAAAUUAAGGAAACUGACUGGUUAUUAUUUAUUUUUUGAUUGUCCUGGACAGGUAGAAAUAUACACUCAUCAUAACUCAAUGAAAAAUAUUAUGUCUGCAAUAAAAAACGAAUUAGAUUUGCGAUUAUGUUGUGUUCAACUUAUUGAUUGUCAUUAUUGUAGUGAUCCAGGUAAAUACAUAUCUGCGCUUUUGAUGUGUACAUCUACCAUGUAUCAAAUGGAAUUACCUCAUGUGAAUAUAUUAUCAAAAAUAGAUAUUGCAGUUAAACACAAAUCCAAGCUAUUAUUUAAUUUAGAUUUUUAUACGGAUGUAUUGAGUCUUGAUCAUCUCUUGGAUGCAUUGCAAAAUGAUCCUCAUACCUCUAGAUAUCAUCGCUUAAAUAAAGCUAUAGUUAGCCUGAUUGAAGGGCAAAAUAUUGUUUCAUUUCUACCACUUAAUGUAAAGGAUAAACGUACAUUAGAAUUGGUGAGAAAGAACAUCGAUAGAGCUAAUGGGUAUAUUUUUAAUCCUAAAAUGUUAAACUCAGUUAUGCAACUGGACAUCAACGAUUUAACUCUUGACGUUUUAGAAGAUAUACCUAAAUCCAAUUCAUCAGAUAAAAUGAUGCAAAAUUGAAUUUUUUUUUUUUAUUUAUCUUGUAUAAUACUAUAUAGCUUCAAACAAACAUAUAAUAAAUAAACUUAAUUAUGUUAAGUUUUAUUUUAAGAAGAAACAAAUACAAUUAUUAUUUGUAUAUAAAUAAAAUAAAAUUAUAAUAAUUUAAAAUCGUGAA
Messenger RNA from Aphis gossypii (cotton aphid), 1127 nucleotides. RefSeq names its product GPN-loop GTPase 2-like. Lineage: Eukaryota; Metazoa; Arthropoda; Insecta; Hemiptera; Aphididae. Gene Ontology annotation, molecular function: GTPase activity. The record is from RefSeq and is a predicted model, not a curated record. The coding region runs from base 83 to 970 and encodes 295 amino acids. Gene Ontology annotation, cellular component: cytoplasm. The transcript has 5 exons.